AUGUGGCUGGUUGUGGCAGUAACAUGUUUAAUCCAACAGACUAUACACUCAGAAGGACUGGGGAGACAUUUGAAUCCUCAAGCGUUAAUGACAAUACCUGAAACCAUCCAGUCCUGGGGAUAUCCCAGUGAACAAUAUGACGUAAAGACUGAUGAUGGCUAUUUCCUGCAAUUAAACAGAAUUCCUUAUGGAUUACACAGUCCUGGGAAGAAAGGAAACAACCCAGUUGUGCUACUGGUACAUGGUUUUGUUGCUGACAGUAAGACUUGGAUACUAAAUCUUCCCAGCAACAGUCUAGGAUUUGUCCUAGCAGAUGCUGGCUAUGAUGUUUGGAUGCUAAAUUUCAGAGGGACCACCUGGUCUAGAAGACACCAGAACUUGUCAAUUGAGCAAGAAGAAUUUUGGGAUUUCAGUUUUCAUGAAAUGGGGAUUUAUGAUAUUCCAGCAGUGAUGAAAUUUAUCUUGAAGAAAACUGAACAAGAUUCAUUAUAUUAUAUUAGCCAUUCUCAGGGUUGUGCAGCAGGUCUGGUUGCCUUUUCACUCAUGCCAGAACUUGCUCAAAAGAUCAAGCUGUUAAUGUUCUUCUCUCCUGUCUACAUGCUGGUGGGCACUAGCGGCCCUAGUGAAUUAGGUUUAUUACUUCCUGAUGAAUUCUUAUGGAUUAUAUUUGGCAAGAAAGAAUUCUGUCUUAUCUCUAGGAAGGUGAAACGUGUGAAUACUGAGCUAUGUAGCUUUGAAAUAAUAGACAAAUAUUGUGUUCACAUACUUUCAAUAAUUAUAGGAUGGAAUGAGAAGAAUCUAAAUACGAGUCGAAUAGAUGUCUAUGCUGGACUUUUUCCUGAAUAUACUUCAAUAAAAACAGUGGUUCAUUUGGGCCAGAUUGCUAAAUCAGGAGAAUUUAAAUAUUUUGACUAUGGCAAUAAGAACAAAGCUGUAUAUAAUAGGACCAUUCCUCCAUUUUAUAACAUAGAAGAUAUGACUGUGCCAACAGCUGUGUGGAGCGCUGGAAGAGAUAAGGUUAUAAAUACAAAAGCUGUUAAACUGCUGCUCCCUCGAAUCACUCACUUAACUUUCUAUAAGAAUAUGCCUGAUUGGAACCACGCAGACUAUUUUUUGGGCCUUGAUGCUACGAAGUACCUAUACCCAGAUAUUUUUUCAUUGAUGGAACAUUACAAAUAA
Heteronotia binoei (common prickly gecko) is the source of this 1179-nucleotide messenger RNA. RefSeq names its product lipase member M-like. The transcript has 9 exons. The record is from RefSeq and is a predicted model, not a curated record. NCBI's taxonomy places the organism in Eukaryota, Metazoa, Chordata, Lepidosauria, Squamata, Gekkonidae. Gene Ontology annotation, molecular function: hydrolase activity, acting on ester bonds. Gene Ontology annotation, biological process: lipid metabolic process. Bases 1 to 1179 code for a protein of 392 amino acids.